Messenger RNA from Xyrauchen texanus (razorback sucker), 1423 nucleotides. RefSeq names its product dual oxidase maturation factor 2-like. The record is from RefSeq and is a predicted model, not a curated record. Lineage: Eukaryota; Metazoa; Chordata; Actinopteri; Cypriniformes; Catostomidae. Gene Ontology annotation, biological process: protein transport. Gene Ontology annotation, cellular component: endoplasmic reticulum membrane. The coding region runs from base 300 to 1286 and encodes 328 amino acids. The transcript is spliced from 7 exons.
UUACAGUGUUAAUCUAUGUAUUAUGUUUCACGUCCACAUUAACUUCAAAGUGCGCUCACCUCACUUUACCUUCGCCGUAUCAAUUGCAUCAUAACGGGCUGUUUUUAACGUAGGAUUUUUUUACGCAUGUAGCUUGUAGGAUAUAUUUUCAAGUCUGAGCCAUAUAGACGUUUUAAAGACGGAUCUGAAGCCAUAUGAAUGUGUGAGGUAGAUGGACUGUUAUCUGUAAUCUUCAGGUAACUGAGCCGCUGGCCAACACUGUCCUGCUUUCAACUUUAGUUCUCGCCUGCAGACGAAAGAUGACUUUCUACGAUGGCAUUUACCCGUUUUACCCGCUACAAAGGAGCUCGUUCAUUGUCGACAUCAGCCUGCUGGUGGUGAUCCUGGUUUUCUCGGUUGUGGCUGUCAGUUUCCUGCUCAUUCUGCCGGGAAUACGUGGGAAAUCGAGACUGCUCUGGAUGUUCAGGAUAAUCAUUAGUUUAUUUAUUGGAGUUGUUUUAGUCGGGCUGAAUUUUACUGGGGACUGGGCUGAAGCCAGUAAAAAGGCCAAUGUCAGCUACAAAUCCUUCAGUAACGCAGUGGUAUCAGCGGAGGUGGGACUGCACGUAGGACUAUAUGGAAUCAACAUCACACUAAGAGGGGAGCCUAUAUCGCAAAUAAAUGAGACUAUAGACUAUAAUGAGAUAUUCAGGUGGUCAGGCAGCAUGGAUGACCAAUACGCCGAUGCCUUAGAGAGAGGUCUUCCCAACCCCAUCCUUUACAUCGUUGAGAAGUUCACACGCAACAGUGCAUGCGGACUGAUCUACCAAUACAGAUACUCGGGCCGGUUUGCCUCAGCCAAUCUGUGGACGGCUUUUUGCUGCUGGCUGGUGGCCAAUAUCCUCUUCUCAAUGCCCGUCAUCCUCUAUGCUGGCUACACGAUGUUAGCCACAGCCGCUUUCAUCUUCUUCUCCAUGGCUUCCUUCUCAACAAUAUACAACCUGCCACCCUGUGACUUCACUAUAGGCACAGAGUCCUUCAGGACAGACUACAGUCAUUCCUUUUGGCUCGCUUUAGCAACUGGUUUGCUGUGCACUGUGAUUGGUUUGUUGGUGGUGCUACUGGACUGUCUAUUUCCUACGAGGAUAAGGGAAGCGUUCAGUGUUGGGGUGGACAAUGAGGAUGAGGACUGCCACACCGGUGAAGGCUACCUCAACACAGGCUUUCUUGAGGGAGUAAUUUUUGAAGACAUCAUAGCGCCAGGAAACGACAAGGAACCGCAGAUUAUGACAAUAACAAGGCUUUGAGAGACCAUUUAUUUUUGCCCAUUACAACUACUUGAAAACUUGCAGAAUGAAUUGUUGAGAGCAGAUGUAAAGUACAGUAUACAGAAAUGUGAACUGUUCUUCUUGUACCUGCGUAUUCAUGUGUAAAUAUGUACAGA